Striga asiatica is the source of this 1029-nucleotide messenger RNA. The record is from the annotation of a GenBank genome assembly. NCBI's taxonomy places the organism in Eukaryota, Viridiplantae, Streptophyta, Magnoliopsida, Lamiales, Orobanchaceae.
GUGAAAUCCCACGAACGGUCUCUCUUCCCCUGAAAAGUGUGUUAAUACUUAAUAGUUGGUCGCAGCAAUUAUCUUGGCAUUUCAAGAAUUUAACAGGUCAUCAAUGGCGGGACACGCUUCUUCGUCCUCGACGCUCCAAAUAAUCGGAGAGGACGAUGAUCUAGUCUUCGAAGGGUCGGAAUCGGGCUGGGUCGAGGCCCGAACACACUGCGAUCAUCUCGGUUCGUUAUCGUCCGAUCUGAUUCACAUUCCGACACCAGAUACCCCUUGCAACAGUUGUCAGCAUCCAGAUGAGAACUGGCUUUGCCUGUGUUGCAAAGACGUUUUGUGCAGCCGGUUUGUGAACAAGCACAUGUUAGAGCAUUAUCAACAGAAACAACACAACUUGGCCUUGAGUUUCAGUGAUCUUUCGGUGUGGUGCUUCUCGUGUGAUGCUUACCUUGAUGCCCAAGUCAUACACCCAUUACGGCCUGCUUAUGAAACCGCUUAUAUAUUGAAGUUUGGUAGUGCCCCACCUGCUCGGGGAAAUUGAAAAUCAGCCAAAUGUAUAAGAAAUUUUAAUUGGGUUAGGAUAUGGUGCAGGAUGCUAGGUUUUUCUGAUUAUGGAUUAUACAAAUUGCUGAAGUUGCAUGUUUUUUUUUUUUUUGAUGGAUGAAGUAGUAAUGAAUCUUCUUGUUGCGAGCUGGUACUGCUGUGUAUAGAAAGGUAUGAUUGUGAGCCUAGAAAUAGUUUAUUAUUUACCUUUACUAGGCUCACAAUCAUACCUUCCGAUUUGAGCGUAUCGUUCAAGUUUCAGCGCAAGUAGUUUCAUGUCAUUGUCCGUAUGCUAUGACAAUCAAUAAGAGUCAGUGUUAGUCUCUAUCACGCGUGAGAUUAGUAUGAAAGAACUAUGUGUUUAGUCAUGCGCAGUUGUACGUGACUCUUUUCAGUCACGAAUCGAAAGAGUAUGAAAAUAAUGAUUUGUGGUGAUAGAAAUAUUGAUGAUAGAAAAACCAUAAACGUUGUAUAUAAAGAGGUUUUUUAAUAAUA